UAACCGGAAAAUAUUGCAUCACAAGUAGUAACGCAGUAAUGUUGAAGAUAUUUACUUGUUUUCAAGCRCCUGAUGACAUAACAAUACCUCCAACUUCUUACCCAGAAACUGGAAUUGAUGAAAGCACCAGACCACCCAGUAGUAGUAUUAGUCCAGAAGAAGAAGAUAUAGCAAGCCAACCAAAUACCGCAGAGGAGAUUGAUGAGGAAACGACCGAUCAUCCAGAUAUCAACACAGGAAGUGGUGACACCACAUAUUCCAGUCCAGGGACAGAGGAAAUCCCCAAUCCCCCAAACACCGAAAUUGACCAGGAAGAACAAACGGAACCAGAAACAGAAGACACUGCAGGUGCAGGGUCAGGUGAUAGUCCAMCUCCUCCAGGUAGGUUGAUGUAA
Exaiptasia diaphana is the source of this 395-nucleotide messenger RNA. RefSeq lists its product as uncharacterized. The transcript has 9 exons. Lineage: Eukaryota; Metazoa; Cnidaria; Anthozoa; Actiniaria; Aiptasiidae. The coding region runs from base 39 to 395 and encodes 118 amino acids. The record is from RefSeq and is a predicted model, not a curated record.